Molecule: messenger RNA, 607 nt
Organism: Symbiodinium necroappetens
Lineage: Eukaryota; Dinophyceae; Suessiales; Symbiodiniaceae
Source: the annotation of a GenBank genome assembly
GUUGAGGAGAUGCUCCGGAAACCUCAGGAUCCCAACUGGGCGAAUGCCUUCGGUCAGACGCCUCUCGUGGUGGCCUCGGACUUAGGGCAUCUGGAGGUUGCAGCUUUGCUUCUAGAGGCAAAGGCCGACCCGGACCUCCUUGGUUCGGCUGAAGGUGAUGGAGAGCAGCAGACACCCCUGUAUCUGGCAUCCACAGAAGGCCACCUUGAGAUAGUGCACCUGCUCUUGGAAGCAAAUGCAGAUCACGGGAUCUUAAGUGGAUCCCACGGGAGGACGGCGCUUUACCAGGCGUCUUGGCAUGGGCACCUCGAGGUUGCUCGUGCUCUUCUGGACUUUGGUGGCGCUGUGAACCAGAAGGAUGGGUGCUGCCACACUGCUCUUCAGGCUGCUGCCAUCCGUGGCUACGGGCGCAUGGUGCGACUGCUCUUAGAUGCUGGGGCCAACGCCGAUGUGGAGGGGAGCUUGGGAGACUCCCCCCUCCUCCACGCUGCGCAGGAAGGCCAUGUGGAGGUGGUCCGGCUACUGCUGCAGGCUUUGGACGGGGAACAUCUGAGCUCUCGGCAUUUGGAUGUCGUCCGCUCGCUCUUGAAGUCUGGGGCCGGUCAGC